AUUAUUUUAUAGUAAUCAAAAAUUUUGUACUCAAACAAAAUAAUUGAUGAAUUAAUUAAUUAAUUAAUAAAUAAAUAUAUUAAAAAAAUUGUUUGUGGGGUUAAGAAAAAAAUUAAUUAUUAUUUUGUUUGUUCGCACACAUUAUAUCUACAUCUAAGAUUUUGAAAAUAAUAUCAACAAUAAACAAUUAAAAAAUAAAUAAUAAGCUUGUCCAACCAAGCAAGAUAGGAGGAAUUAGCGUACAUAGUAAAUAUAGUUCUCACUAAAAAUCAAAAGGAAAAGAUAUUCAAAGGAAGGGAUAUUAAGUUUCAGGUUCAAAUAAGCAAGUUCGAUAAUGGGAAAUUUAUGCUAAACAAAACCUUAGAUAUAAUAAAUAGAGAAGAUAGAAAAUCCUCCUGAAAAAGAAGUAUUUACCUUGAUCACAGAGAAAAAAUAUUAAUAAGUAAUAUUUAAGCUCUAUGAUGGAAAUGCAAUUAAAUAUUAAGCUGAUGGAUUAAUAAAUGCCAAUGAAAACCCAUACUUUGUCGAUAAUCACUCUUUAAUGGUAAACACUAAAAAGGAACUGAUUAACUAAAUUAGCUAAAAAGAUCCAUUGAAUCCAGGAGAAGCCAGCUACACAUCAACAGGAUUACCAAACUUAACUUAUUUUAUUCAUUGCUGUCUUCCAUCUUGGUAAGGAGGAUAAGAUGGUGGAAAGAAUGAAUUAUAUUACUGCAUACAAGCUUAUUAUAACUCAUUUAAAAUUGCUAAUGAGUUGAGUAUGAAAAAAAUUGUGUUUACUGACCAAAACACAAGUUUGUAAUAAAUUCCUAAGAAUUUGAGUGCUGAGGCUUUUAUCAAAGCAGCUUUAAAAUUUAUAAAUGAGAAUUAAGAAUCAGAAUUAGAGGAAGUCAUAAUAAUAAAUAAGAACAAAGUUUCAAAUAAUGCUAUGAAAAAUUAAAUUAACGGAUAACUCUCUGUAGAUAUGAAUGACGAGCUUAAAUAGAUGAUUAUACACAAAGAGAGUGCUUUUUUAGAUAACACUGAGAGGUCAAUAAGAGAAACAUUUAAUAGAACUGACACACUUUCAAAUGCUGACCAUAAUCAUAGUAUGGUUAAACAAAAUAAUAACAAUUAAAUUUUAACAGAUGAGUAAAUGAAAGAAAUCAACCAAGUUUGAACUAUAGUUUUAUUUAGUACAUAACCAAAUCAACAAAAAAUCAAGCAAGCAAGCAAGUAAGCAAGUAAAAAUAAAUAAAUAAUAAUAAGUAAGCAAACAAAUAGAUAUAGAUAUUUUAUCAUUUUUAAUUUGUUUGUUUAAUAUAUUGUAGAAAGGAUUUUUAAAAAAUUGAAAUAACUAAAAAUAUAAAUAAAUUCAAUCAAUACUAUACAAACAAACAGUUUUGAAAUAAAAGCAAUUAGAUUAUUUAAUGAAGGAAUGAAUAAAUGAAACAUAAGAUUUAUAUAAAUUAAAGAAUUAAAUUAAAUAUGAGUCAUAUAAAUAACAAAAUUUUAUUAUAAAUAACAUUUUAUCUAUUUUUCUAUCUAUCUCUUUACAUACAUACAUGUAAAAUACUUUAAUUUCGAAUAUAAAAUUU
This is a messenger RNA of Tetrahymena thermophila SB210, 1577 nucleotides long. RefSeq names its product macro domain protein. The record is from RefSeq and is a predicted model, not a curated record. The transcript has 9 exons. Lineage: Eukaryota; Ciliophora; Oligohymenophorea; Hymenostomatida; Tetrahymenidae.